GAAACUGUUCAGGCUAAUUUUAGAAAAUGCCAAGUAGGAAAUUUGCCGAUGGUGAAGUGGUAAGAGGUCGGUGGCCUGGGAGUUCACUUUAUUAUGAAGUAGAAAUUCUGAGCCACGACAGCAACUCUCAGCUUUACACAGUAAAAUACAAAGAUGGAACUGAACUUGAAUUGAAAGAGAGUGAUAUCAAGCCUUUAACUUCCUUUAGGCAAAGGAAAAGUGGCUCAACUUCCAGUUCUCCUUCCAGACGCCGUGGGGGUCGGUCAAGGUCACGUUCCCCUGGUCGCUCCCGAUCCCCUGGUCGGCCACCUAAAGGCUCCCGCCGAUCUGCUUCUGCUUCCCAGCAGGCUGAUGUUAAGGAAGCAAGGAGGGAAGUGUUGGAAGUUAAAUUGACUCCACUGAUACUGAAGCCAUUUGGAAAUAGCAUCAACAGAUAUAAUGGGGAACCUGAGCACAUCGAGAGGAAUGACAUGCCUCAUAAAAACAUGCAGGAAAAAUUCCAUUUGUCAGAAGAAAGUAGUUAUAUAUCUACACAGUAUAGCCUUCGUCCAAAAAGAGAAGAGAUCAAAUUACAAGAAAUAGAUUCUAAGGAAGAAAAAUUUGUUGCAAAAGGACCUGCAAGGAAAACCCUUGAAGUGACACCUGCACCAACAAAGGACUUGGAGUUUGGAGGAGUUCCUGGUGUGUUUCUCAUCAUGUUUGGCCUGCCUGUCUUCCUCUUCCUGUUGCUGUGUAAACAGAAAGAUCCCAGUCUUUUGAAUUUUCCUCCUGCUUUGCCAGCUUUGUCUGAUCUAUGGGAAACCAGAGUAUUUGGGGUCUACCUUCUCUGGUUUUUCAUUCAAGCUCUGUUCUACCUACUGCCAAUUGGGAAGGUUGUAGAAGGCACGCCUCUUGCUGAUGGAAGAAGACUCAAAUAUAGAUUAAAUGGAUUCUAUGCUUUUAUCCUGACAUCUGCAGUCAUCGGAGCAUUUCUCUUUUGGGGCAUAGAGCUGAAUUAUGUGUACAAACAUUUUCUUAAGUUUGCACUGGCAGCCACUGUUUUUUCUGUGGCCUUGAGUGUUUAUCUCUACGCACGCUCUUGGAAAGCGUCCAGGAAUGAACUGUCGCCUGCCAGCUCUGGAAAUGCUGUUUAUGAUUUCUUCAUUGGCCGUGAAUUAAAUCCUCGAAUUGGUACUUUUGAUCUCAAAUACUUUUGUGAAUUGCGCCCUGGAUUGAUUGGAUGGGUGGUUAUUAACUUGGUGAUGCUUUUGACUGAAAUGAAAUUACAUCAGCGUGCUGUUCCAUCCUUGGCCAUGAUUUUGGUUAACAGUUUCCAACUUCUAUACGUGGUGGAUGCUUUGUGGAAUGAGGAAGCAUUGUUGACAACCAUGGACAUUAUCCAUGAUGGAUUUGGAUUCAUGCUGGCUUUUGGAGAUUUAGUGUGGGUUCCAUUUGUUUACAGCUUGCAAGCCUUUUACUUAGUCAAGCAUCCAAAUGAAGUGUCUUGGCCAAUGGCUUCUCUAAUUAUUGUUCUGAAACUUUGUGGAUAUGUAAUCUUCCGAUGUGCAAACUCCCAGAAAAAUGCAUUCCGGAAAAAUCCCACUGAUCCAAAGCUUGCACAUUUAAAAACUAUUCGUACUUCAACGGGAAAAAAUCUUCUAGUUUCUGGAUGGUGGGGUUUUGUGCGCCACCCCAAUUAUCUGGGCGAUCUCAUCAUGGCCUUGGCGUGGUCCCUCCCAUGUGGUUUUAAUCACAUUCUACCUUAUUUCUAUGUGAUUUAUUUCACCAUGUUGCUAGUCCACCGAGAAGCUCGAGAUGAACACCACUGUAAGAAGAAAUACGGCUUGGCUUGGGAAAAGUACUGUCAACGAGUACCCUAUCGUAUAUUUCCAUACAUUUACUAAUUCUGUUCUGGCAUAUUUGAAAAUACUCCCACAAUUCAGGCUGCCAUUUGCAAAAACAAGAGAAGAAAUCCCAAACUCACUUUCUUUUGUAGCACUGACAGGAUCUGUACAUUGUUUUUUCCUUUUAGAGUCAGGAUUAUAGAGCCAAGUGGUAGAUCUUUUAAUAUAGCCAUGUCUAUUUUUAUUAAGUUAUAAUUAACAUAAGGAGAAGUACAAAGAAGGAUGUUUCAAUUUACAUUUUAAUAGGAAAUUUUCAGCCCUUAAUAAUCUUAAAAUCGAAAACAGUCUUAUUAUUAUAUAAAUGCACUGUAAAGAAUACUAUUGAUGUUUAUGGUUUUUUUAUUACUUUUCAAAUUUUGAUUUUUUUUCUUUUUCCAGUUUGUUUUUCUUAAAUGAAAACAUAGUUACAUUGAAAAUACAUUUAUGUUUUAUUUACUAGCUGUCUAAUUGGAAAGUAAAAUCCAGGCCUAUAUUAAAUGCUGUAUGUGAAGAGCAAGGGAAGACUAUUAGCAGACACUGUUUAAGGGAGACCGUUAGUAGCAGUUGACUUAACCUCAACUUCUAACCUACAUUUGAAAAUGUAAAUACGUAGCUUAGUUUUAUGUAAUAUAUGGUGACUUCAGAUUUUUCUGUACAGUAUUUUUAAUGUGAGAUAAUUGUCAGGACUCUCUUAACAAAAACAUUUUCAGUAUUUUAAAUUAAGUUUUGUAAAGUAAUAAAUGUGAAUGAAAAAAUUUGAAACAAUUAGAAUUCAUUUACUCUUGUAUAGAAGAUGCUGUUAAAACAUAGGAAGUGUAUUUUUCUUAAUCCAAAGUUUGUGAAUUUGGCUUUGCUACCUCAAUUGCAGGUGUUUGUUUGCCUUUAUAAACUGUU
Molecule: messenger RNA, 2756 nt
Organism: Carlito syrichta (Philippine tarsier)
Lineage: Eukaryota; Metazoa; Chordata; Mammalia; Primates; Tarsiidae
Gene: LBR
Product: lamin B receptor
Exons: 13
Coding region: 27-1883 (618 amino acids)
Biological process (GO): sterol biosynthetic process
Cellular component (GO): nuclear inner membrane
Molecular function (GO): oxidoreductase activity, acting on the CH-CH group of donors, NAD or NADP as acceptor
Source: RefSeq, a predicted model, not a curated record